AACGCGGUGACGUCAUGAUGUUUACGGCUGAUGGUUGUUGCUAACCAGCAGCCUCUUGUUCGGGUGGUUGGCUCUUUCCAGCUCGUAAACGCAUUUAGGACGAUGAUGAGGAAACGUUGGACGGUUGUAGUGCCUCACAAUGCUUUCACAUUUCUAAGAUUUCCCAGUCUUGUGAAUCUGACAGUUUCUGAUAUUUGACCUGAUGUGUGACCUUUCAGCUGAGUCGCUGAAAGUCCUGCUGGAGUGAAUAUAUCAGCCUGGAGCUUCAUCUUCUCAUUGUUGUUUAAUUAAGAGUCGAAGACUGAAAGAUUAGCAGUUCAAUCCUCUGAUUGACGACUGACUGUUUAGAUCAGGGGACAGUGAUGCCGUAGCCGAACACAGCGUCCCCCGCCCAGGAGGGGAGAGCUUCCCUUUAAAAAUGGCCACUGAACUUCAUGAGACCAUAUUCAUGGCCAAGCAGGAGCGCCACAAAAACCUGUUCCUGAACUACAAGAAUUUGAACAUUUUCCCCGUAGAGCUGCUAAAAGAUGAAGGACUGCAUUUUCUGGAGAGAUUGUACAUGAAGAGAAACUCGCUCACCACACUGCCUGAUAAUCUCGCUCAGAAGCUCCCAAAUCUCAUUGAACUGUACCUCCAUUCAAACAACAUCGUCAUUAUUCCUGAAGCCAUUGGAAACCUGGCGCGGCUGCAGUCGUUGGACCUCAGCAGCAAUGCGCUCCAGAUGCUCUGUCCAGAAAUCGGCCGGCUGAGGUCGCUGCGACUCCUCAGACUGUCCAAUAAUCAACUGAAAUGCCUUCCUCCAGAAAUCGGUGACCUGGAGGACCUGGAGACCCUGGACUUGGCGGUGAACCAACUGGUUUCCUUGCCGGACCGCCUGCAUCGCUGCCUCUCCCUGCAGAACCUCACAGUGGACCACAACCUUCUUAGCCACGUCCCCCGGCAGCUCUGCUGGCUGCACCGCCUUAACCAGCUCUCCAUGGCGGCCAACCGCCUGACCUUCCUCCCACUCGAUCUGGGCCGAUCCAGAGAGCUGCAGUUUGUGUUUGUGGAUAACAACGUGGACCUGAAGGGCCUCCCCUCCUACUUGUACAACAAGGUCAUCGGCUGCAGCGGGUGCGGCGUGGAGGGGGGCACGGGGGAGGUGCUGAGCGAGGCGUUGGUUGGGCUUCCGGCUGAAGUGAAGGUGAUUGGCUCACAGGCCGAUACUGUGGUUCCUCUGGAGGAGCUUGCUAUGAGGACCAUGCAUGGCGUCUACCAUCAGCGCCCAGCAGGCCUUCAUUUGCUGCCUCCCUUCAUCCUCCCAAAGAGCCUGCUUGACCUGCUACAGUUCCCUCUGGGCCACUGCCACCGCUGCAGCCAAGCCAUGUUCACCAUCAUCUAUCCCAAAGUGUUCCCCCUCCGCGACACAGUGCUAGCAGGAGUCCACCGCCGAACGACGGUGAGUUUUGUGGCCUACUGCUGCUCCAGUCGCUGCCUCCGGACCUUCGACCUGCAGGGCUGACAUCACUUCCUGUCUAUGUGAUAGUGACAGGAAUGGAGACCGUUGCGGAGUAGGAUAUUUUAGCGCUUAUUCACUAACUGCUUCGAUCUAAGGUGACUGAACCGGCCUCUCAUCAUAGCGGCACUUAAACAUGGACUUUUGGGAAACCUGUUCCUCACUG
Messenger RNA from Cyprinodon tularosa, 1661 nucleotides. It is a transcript of the gene lrrc28, whose product is annotated as leucine rich repeat containing 28. Gene Ontology annotation, molecular function: protein binding. The transcript is spliced from 11 exons. The record is from RefSeq and is a predicted model, not a curated record. The coding region runs from base 419 to 1501 and encodes 360 amino acids. Lineage: Eukaryota; Metazoa; Chordata; Actinopteri; Cyprinodontiformes; Cyprinodontidae.